Clonostachys rhizophaga is the source of this 507-nucleotide messenger RNA. The record is from the annotation of a GenBank genome assembly. Lineage: Eukaryota; Fungi; Ascomycota; Sordariomycetes; Hypocreales; Bionectriaceae.
AUGGCGCACACAAAGAGAGACGAGGAGGACCUCACGGACCGCUUCUGCGUGCCUCUGUCCUCCCUCACAACCCCGAUAGAAGUCGGCGAGAUCGGAUACACACGCGCAGGCUCAUCCGUCUUCUUCGCCUGGCCUCCCUUUGGCCCUCUGCUCUUCGAGAACGAGAGCAGCGAUGCGCGCGACCACUGCGCCAACGAGAGAACCUUCCUGUCGUACCUGAAGCUCUCCGUGUACAUGGCCAUCGCGUCCAUCAUCAUCACCAUAUCCUUCCACAUCAAGCGCGCCCCGACGGAGCUCGAGCUCAAGAUGGCCAAGCCGAUCGGCGCCGUCUUCUGGCUCCUCUCCGUCAUGACUUUGGUGCUGGGCGUUGGCAAUUAUAUGAGGACUGUGAAUCAGUACAGCCAGAAGGCGGCCAUUGUUCAGUCAGGGUGGAAGACACAGCUGGUAAGUUUGGAACUUCUCUCACAUCCUCAACUCAUACGUAUUCUUGAGAAGCAACUCUACUAA